Mytilus californianus (California mussel) is the source of this 3341-nucleotide messenger RNA. RefSeq names its product leucine-rich repeat-containing protein 74A-like. The record is from RefSeq and is a predicted model, not a curated record. NCBI's taxonomy places the organism in Eukaryota, Metazoa, Mollusca, Bivalvia, Mytilida, Mytilidae. The coding region runs from base 114 to 1700 and encodes 528 amino acids. The transcript has 13 exons. Gene Ontology annotation, molecular function: calcium ion binding; protein binding.
UGCAAAUAACAUUCUAUGUGUAAUAUGCCGAGACAAUUUAAAUAAAACCAGGCGGAUCAUUCGUAGCCAAAGAAACUAGUAUUUUUAAAAAUGUUGUAAAAGUGGAUAUUUUAAUGGAAGCAGCAUCAAGGAAUAGACGUAUUCGGUUCAAAUCUUACACACGCCCAAAGUCUGAGCCAGCAAAGCCUCCACAAAAGGAUGAAAUUAAUGAUGAAUUUCAUGAUCUAGGGGACUCUGAUUACUCGUCUUCUGAUUCUACAUCCUCCGAUGAUGAGAACCAAUCUUUAUCCUUCCCCGGAAAUCAUUCCGUUAAACAUACUACCGUACUAUGUCAGCAGGUUUAUGUCAAAUCAUGUCGCUAUUUCGACAAAGUACCGUCUACCUACUUUUUUCGCCGACUUAAAAGAACACACAUAGAUUUAUCGCAUCACGGAUUGGGCAUCGAUGGUGUGAAGUCAGUAGCAAUAGCACUAGUGAGUAAUACAACGGUACAGCGACUGAACUUAUCUAAUAACGACAUAGCCAGUGAGGGGCUGGCGCAUAUUUUAGAAACCUUGCAAGAAAAUAUUAUUAUUACUGAUUUGAAUUUAAGUAACAAUAACCUAUCGUCAGGAGGUGCUGUGUUACUCGACGAAUCCUUAUCAAGUAACAGAAUAAUAACCAAACUAGAUAUAUCUGCGAAUGGAUUUACUGAAGGCGAUGCUGUACAUCUUUCAAAUUUAGUAAAAAAAAACCAGUCUAUACGAACUUUAUCUUUAAGUAAAAAUAGUUUUCGGGAGGAAGGAGGAAUUGUUCUAGGUAAAGCUUUAGAGUGCAAUAACACAAUAACAUAUCUGGACCUAAGCUGGAAUCAUCUUCGACAAAGAGGAGCCGUUUCUGUAUGCUAUUGUUUACAGAUAAACAACACACUCGAGUCUAUAAACUUAGCAUGGAACGGUUUUGGUAUGGAAGGCUGUUACGAAAUGGGCAAAACACUGUUAAACAAUAGGAAAAUCACAGAACUAGAUUUGACUUCGAACAGAAUUUCCCUAGAUGCAUUUAGACAACUGCUCCCAGGAGUAGGCAAAAAUAAAACUCUCAAGAUACUCAGGAUUGGGUUCAACCCAUUAACAACAGAUGGUGCAAUAGAUGUCCUACGUUCUAUAUUUAUUUCCGAAUCGUCAAUUGAAGAAUUAGACUUAUCUGAUGUUUUAGUUGAUGAAAGUUUUAUGAAAUUGUUAAAUGAAGUGAAAGAAAAGAGAAAGAUACGUGUCAAACACGGCAUUGUAUUACGUCAUGAUGAAAUCACGAAAGGUCAACAUAGGAGUGUCCUGGAUACAGAUGAUCCAAUGACUAUACUGUUUGAGUAUAUGAAGCAGAAGAAUCUUAGAUUAAUUGACUUAUUGCACAAUCUUGAUAGAGACCACAGCGAUACACUGACGAGAGAUGAAUUUCAGAGAGGAAUGACGAGCAUAGAUCUUCCUCUAAGUAGUAGAGCACUGGACAUAUUAAUGAAAAAACUUGAUAUAAAUCAGGACGGACAGGUAGAUUUUGAGGAAUUGACUAUAAAGCAUAAGGAGUAUCAGAGACGUAUCACAAAAUUGAAAAUGAAGUCAAAGACUGAUAGGAAAUUUUUCAAAGGAUUUGACAAACUGGAGCAGCUAAGAGAAGCUGUUAGAUUACGAAUUGCCCUGAAUGUAACAAGAGAAAGCCAAAAAUAAUCUUAAUUGAUAAUUAAUUGACACACAGUAGACUAAAGUCAUUCCGUUUAAUACAUUUCAUAUUAUAGUUUUUAUGAACAAAUUAAAUUAAAAAAGAAAGAAAACAUAUUAAUGUUUUGAAUUUCAAAUUUUAUUUCAAUGAACUGUUUAUUCAUGCUAUAUGAUAUAUAUAUAUAUAUAAUGAAAAUGUCAACAGACGAAUGAUUUUUGCAUACUUUUUUAUCAGUAUUAUCUGUUUAGAAGUGUAUUUGACAUGAUUUAGUUAUUUAUACUUCGUAAUUUUGAAUGUUCUAUUUAUUGUGUAUUGGCAUAUCCAACUUUAGCUUGUAUAGAUUUUGGUAAUUUUGUGGUAAAAUCAAAUCCUUUGAUUAUGCCCUUCAAGCCACUGAUUAGCAUUUGUUUGAGGGGGCUAGAAAAAUUCAAUUAAUUGAUCAUUGUUUUUUAAAUGAUUAAAAUGUAAUUGUGUCCAAAAGAACUAAUGCAUUUCCGUUUUAAACUACUUACUAUAAAACGAUAAAGUUAUAUGCGAUUAUGCAUAAUCACACGUAUGUACUUCUUACAUAAUUUAGUUUGUAAACAUGAGCCGACAAUUUGACAACUGUUUCCCAUGUAAAUAGAAAACGCAAGAACGAUAAUACUGCUCUAUUUUCUUCACUGAUAUCGUUUACGUUCCCUAGAAUAGCUGUAAUGUCAAUACGAUUUAAUUGAUAAAAUAUAUUGAAUGAAGCCCCAAAAUAAUAGUCGGAUUUAGGUUAAAUAAAUCAUUAUUCAGGAACAAGAUGAAAAAAUAGUCUUUUGAACAAUAUGAGUUUUAUUGUAUUAAUAAAGUUUUACAUUUAAUUAAUUAGACCAAAUCAAAAGAAGUUGCAAUUUUCAUAAGUUUUGUUAAAAUUCUUCAUGAAAUAUGUCGAAACCAAUGAAAUCUGUAUACUACAAAUGUGAAUUAUUUCGAUAUCAUAAAAUUGCAAUUGGUCUAUAGAAAUUCUAAAGUUUUCUGCUACUAAUAAAUAGAGGAACAAGUAUACGAUAUAAUUGAAAUCAAUCCUUGUUUAAUUGGAUCUUACCGAUUGUGUCCUAUUCCCCGAUUUUAAAAGCUUGACAAUGUGGACUCACAUGGCGGGUGGUGCAAGCAUACCAGGAGACGUUUACCCGGUCGACGCACCCAGUCUCUCUUUCUUUCUGGAGGUCAUGCGAUCCCCUAGGUUUUUGGGUUACAAUGUUUUUUCUUCUUAAUAAAUGAAUGUUUCGAGAGGUCAUGCGAUCCCCAAUGUUUUUGGGUUACCAUGUUUUGUCUUCUUAAUAAAUGAAUGAGAUUUGAACAUCGGUUAACUACUUUUGCCUUAUUCUACCAUUGUUUACUGAUUGAUUUACAUGAAAGUCAUCGAUGGUACAUAUACUAUAUAGAAUAUGAUAAAUCUAAUAACCCCUGCACUGUGUUAUUUAAAUAAGGAGCAUACAAGUUAUGAAUGAAUGUAUGGUUAAGUUUAAGUAAAAUAUAGUAUAUUUUAUGCAUAUAUAUAUAUAUAUUGAAAAACAAAUCGAAUGAUAAAAUUGGUUGUUAUAACUAAUUACCCAAAUUUGUUAAUUCAAUUCUGCUCAAUUGUUACAAAUUUUUAUUAUAAAUAAAAUCUUAGCACAAUA